GAAAGGAUUUGGUUGGAGUGCGUGUGUUGCACGCUCCAGUAACCAGAAAACAUAAGAGAAAGCGCUUCAACUGUUUUAAGUCGCUUAUGCAGUUUGUAUGGUCUCAAAGAGCCCAAUGGCUGCUACCAAGAUAGGACUCGGACUUGGUCCCGUCCCGACUCACCGUGUCACCUCCGUCGCCGCUCCUUCAUCCGCCGCAUUCUCCCCGCCGCCACAGCACCGCCUCUUUCUCCUCAACUCGCGGCGGGCCCUCAGACCCCGCCCUUCCCCCCAACCCCUUCGAGUAGCCGCCGCCGCCGCCGCCUCCUCCUCCUCCUCCUCCGUCGCUGCGCCAGGAAAAGGAGUUGAGAAUGUGGUAAUUAUAGGUUCCGGCCCCGCAGGAUACACAGCAGCAAUAUAUGCAGCACGUGCCAAUUUGAAACCUGUGGUGUUUGAGGGGUACCAAGUUGGUGGUGUCCCUGGGGGACAAUUAAUGACUACAACUGAAGUGGAGAACUUUCCAGGAUUUCCUGAUGGCAUCAGUGGACCUGAUCUGAUGGACAGGAUGCGACGGCAAGCUGAACGUUGGGGUGCAGAAUUGCAUCAGGAAGAUGUUGAAGCUAUUGAUGUGAAAAGUAGCCCUUUCACUGUCCAAAGUAGUGAACGUAAGGUUAAGAGCCAUACUGUCAUUUUUGCUACUGGAGCUACUGCAAAACGACUCAGGCUACCUCGAGAAGAUGAAUUUUGGAGCCGAGGAAUUAGUGCUUGCGCAAUUUGUGAUGGAGCAUCUCCUCUCUUCAAAGGUCAAGUUCUCGCUGUCAUUGGAGGGGGGGAUACUGCUACAGAAGAAGCAUUAUACUUGACAAAAUAUGCUCGCCAUGUCCAUUUACUUGUACGUCGGGACCAACUGAGGGCUUCCAAAGCUAUGCAAGAUAGGUGUGUCUGAUUAAAAUUUGUCGUUUCUUGCUUGUGAAUAUAGUCUGAGUGUAUCAUGAACAAUCUAUAAAUUGAACUUGGUAAUUACCUACUUAUAUACACUUCAUUUUGUAUAACUUCAGCUCUCUCUCUC
Messenger RNA from Vigna umbellata (rice bean), 1048 nucleotides. NCBI's taxonomy places the organism in Eukaryota, Viridiplantae, Streptophyta, Magnoliopsida, Fabales, Fabaceae. The record is from RefSeq and is a predicted model, not a curated record.